GCGACCGCCUCACGAGCGAGCUCUCUACCGCCUCACGGGCUCUCGGUGUGGAGUAGUGAGCACACGGCUACUGUCAGUGAGCUCGGUGGACAGUGCUCGUGUGAGAUAGUAGCAGAGGACCCGCGGAGCGACAGAAGACAGACGCUGCCAGUAUUGACCUUAUGAAAUGAAACUGUUAGCGCUCGUAACGUCACUUCGCGAGCCCUCGUUUUGACAGCCACCUGCCCAGACGUUGACAUUCUAGCGCGCAGAGGGGAUGCUGACGUUCGACGGAGCAUGCUCUUAUUUCUUCUUGUAAAUGGAUUAGUUAAUAGCACAUCCGUCACCGAGCACGCUUUUUGUCGUGUCUGGGUCGCUUAGACAAUAUUGGACUUUCCAGUGGUUGCUGUUCUAUUUUGUCUUCGCAAGAAAGCAUUUAACCUGCAAGCACCGCAUUAGGCUACUACUCCCCGAGCUCAGCGAGGGUUCAGCAGAGUAGCCCUCCCUGUCAUCCAUUCUGUCAAAGACCAAUCUCCAUUCGCGUUGUGCAGAUAACAUGGAAACUAAGGACCAGAAACAGGCAGAUGGCAGCACCCCGUCUCCUGCUCCCCCCGAAUCCGCCUUUGACCCCUCGCCCUUCGCCCCACCCCCGAGUCGCCCCCGCCGACCACAGAGGGCCGCCCGCGUAGAGGGCUCCAUCGACGUCUCCGAGCCCAAAUCGCCCGGACUCCCAGAGUCCAAGCCAGCUCCAGCUCCUGCCCCUGCUCCUGCCCCUGCCCCUGCCCCUGCAACUGCCCCUUCAUCCACCGCCGCCCCGCCUGCUUCAGAUGCCCCGGAUGGCGCCCAGGUAUCCACCAACUCCAAGCCCCAGCCCACAGCUCCUGGAGGCCCCUCAGGAGGACCCCCCUCGGAGGGGGGCCCAGGGCCCGGUGACAAGCCCCUUCUGAAGGGCCCCCUGCCCCACCACAUGGGGUCCCGUAGCCCCAUGGCCAUGCGUGCCGCCUCGCUGCCCCAGGCCCCCUCCGCCAGGCCCCCUCCCCGCUCAGUGGACCCCCUCCAUGCCCACAGGGCCAUGUCCGUGGCCGGCACCGCCGACACUCAGGCACAGGUGGUGGAGGACUUCAGGAUACACAUCAUUACCUGGAACGUGGGUUCCGCUAUGCCUCCCGAUGACAUCACCUCUCUGCUGGGCCUCAACGUGGGAGAUGGGAACACAGACAUGUACAUCAUAGGGCUUCAGGAAGUGAACUCCAUGAUUAAUAAGCGUCUAAAGGAUGUGCUCUUCACUGACCAGUGGAGUGAGGUCUUCAUGGAGAGGCUCGGCCCCUUCGGAUACGUCCUGGUGACGUCUCAGCGUAUGCAGGGUGUGCUGCUGCUGGUGUUUGCUAAGUAUUACCACCUGCCCUUCCUCAGGGGGGUGCAGAACGAGACCACCCGCACCGGCCUGGGAGGCAUCUGGGGGAAUAAGGGUGGUGUGAGUGCGCGCAUGUCGGUGUUCGGCCACUCGGUCUGCUUCCUGAACUGCCACCUGCCGGCCCACAUGGAGAACUCGGACCAGCGCAUGGAGGACUUUGAGAGCAUCCUGCAGCAGCAGCAGUUCGAGGGCGCCGUGCCCAUGGGAGUCCUGGACCACGAUGUGGUGUUCUGGUUUGGGGAUCUGAACUUCCGCAUCGACGACCUGGACAUGCACGUGGUGAAGGGGGCCAUCGACGCCAACAAGCUGGCCACGCUCUGGGAAAACGACCAGCUGAACAUGGCUAAGGACAGUGAGACCGUGCUGGAAGGUUUCCACGAGGGCCCCCUCAAGUUCCCCCCCACCUACAAGUUUGAUGUGGGGACCAACACCUAUGACACCAGUGGUAAGAAGCGCAAGCCGGCGUGGACCGACCGCAUCCUGUGGCGUCUGCGUGCCACAGCGCCCCCUGUGGUGGGAAACAGUAAGCGCCACUCCCUGUCGGGCCCCGGCGGCCCCGGUACCACUGGCGGCCUGAGCAGCGGCGCCCGCGUGACUCAGCACUUCUACCGCAGUCACAUGGAGUACACCUGCAGCGACCACAAGCCCGUGGCAUCCAUCUUCACACUGCAGUUCCCGUAUAAGGUGGACAUCCCACUGGUGACCCUGAUAGUGGAGGAUGAGUGGAGGGAGGUGGCCGACGCCGUGGUGCGCUUCAAGGUGGCGCCAAACUUCGGACGCAGCUCCUGGGACUGGAUUGGCCUCUACAAGGUGGGCUUUAAGCAUCACAAGGACUAUGUGGGCUACACCUGGGCCAAACAGGAGGAGUCAGACUACCUGAGGAAGGAACACCAGGUGAAUUUCACCGAGGAGGAGUUGCCCAAGGGCUCUGGAGAUUUCAUCCUUGGUUACUACAGCAACAACACUAGCACCAUCGUGGGCAUGACCGAACCUUUCCAGAUCACUCUGCCCACCUCCAGUCCAGGCGGGGCCAGCGCCUCGGACAGCUCUGACUUCAGUUCGGACGAGGGUACGGUGGGCGGCAGCUCGCGCCACUCCAGCCCUGAGGGUGGAGGAUGCUUCGCCAGGAAACGCAGCAGCAGCGGCAGCGGCAGCGGCAGUCACAGCCACUCCCCCUCUCCCUCCAGAGGCUCCACCUCCCCCACCGCGGCCAAGCCCAAACGCAAGCCUCGCCGCCCCAAAAGCAAGAAAGCCGCGGCUGACGCUGCCGCCAACACUGCAGAGUCUGAUGCUCCUGAUGCCCCACCACCGUCAGACACCGCCGCCACCACUACUACGGGAGAGAAGACAAGCCCAGCAGAGGCGCCCUCGACUGGGGAGAAGGCUGCAGGCGAGGCUGGGGAUGCAGGCUCGUCGUAGGCCCCGGUUUUGGUCUGGUCGCACUGAGCUAACCUUACAGUGUUGUGUGUUGUGUGUGUGAGAAGGCUGUUUGAGGGCUGGGGUGGGCUCCUAUUGGGCAGGGUGAGAAGGAGACCUCAUGCUAUUGGUCAUCACCCUCGCCUCAUAGCUCCCUCCCACCUCCCCUGACAUAUCCCUCCCUCCCUCUUUACAUCUCUCUCUCUCUCUCUCUC
Engraulis encrasicolus (European anchovy) is the source of this 3024-nucleotide messenger RNA. RefSeq names its product inositol polyphosphate-5-phosphatase Jb (gene inpp5jb). Gene Ontology annotation, biological process: negative regulation of peptidyl-serine phosphorylation; phosphatidylinositol dephosphorylation. The transcript has 13 exons. The coding region runs from base 536 to 2812 and encodes 758 amino acids. The record is from RefSeq and is a predicted model, not a curated record. Gene Ontology annotation, molecular function: phosphatidylinositol-4,5-bisphosphate 5-phosphatase activity; phosphatidylinositol-3,4,5-trisphosphate 5-phosphatase activity. NCBI's taxonomy places the organism in Eukaryota, Metazoa, Chordata, Actinopteri, Clupeiformes, Engraulidae. Gene Ontology annotation, cellular component: cytoplasm; ruffle; plasma membrane.